Molecule: messenger RNA, 2025 nt
Organism: Lachancea nothofagi CBS 11611
Lineage: Eukaryota; Fungi; Ascomycota; Saccharomycetes; Saccharomycetales; Saccharomycetaceae
Source: the annotation of a GenBank genome assembly
AUGGAGCCCCGAAAUAUGAGUUCUUCUGGCUUAAGAGCAAGCAGGUAUAAUAAUAAGACCAGCGGUAGAACAAACAAGGAAGCCCUGAAAGAAAGCCAGAAACGGGCUAAGAGGUUAAGAAAAUCAUCGUUAAGCAAAGCGCAGCGCAAUUUUGCCGUAUUCAAUAAGGAUAACAAGCAUUUGAACAAAUACGAAAAUCUGGAAUUGGAAAAGAUCGACCCAGACCAAGAUAAUAAUGGUGAGGAUGAACGAUUGAAGAAAAACCAAAUAGUGCUAAUACAGGACGACGGUUGCGAUACCCCACAACAACUGGACGUGGUUGAGAUUUCUGAUAGCGACAGCGAGGAUGGCGAAGCGCAGGAUCAGCAAGAGGCGUCAAGCGGGGGACCUGCUUUCAACGCCCUUGAUGACAACCGAGACUACAUUUCGCUGAGCAUGAGCUCCGACAGUGAAGACAGUGCUGGCAGUGGCGAAGAAGACGAGAGCGCGCAAUUAAGUGGCAAUUACGAUUAUGAUAACUACGACGACGAGUAUCCCAACCAGGACGAAAAGACAACGUCGAAGCGUACCUUCAACUCCGACUACCCUUGGAUUCUGAACCACGAUCAUUCGAAGCAGCGGGAAAUAGCAGACUGGCUCACUUUAGAGAUCAAAGAUUUUGUUGCAUACAUUUCCCCCAGUCAAGAAGAAAUCACUAUCAGAAACGCUACUAUCUCUAAAAUAAGAUCCGCUGUUAAAGCGCUGUGGCCAGACUCUGAUUUGCAUGUUUUUGGGUCUUUUGCUACAGACUUGUACCUGCCAGGUUCCGAUAUCGAUUGUGUUGUAAACAGUAGCGCGGGUGACAAGGAAAAUAGAAACUGCUUGUAUUCGCUGGCUAGCUUUCUAAAACGUCGCAAACUGGCUACGCAGGUGGAAGUUAUCGCGAAGGCUCGUGUUCCGAUCAUUAAAUUCGUGGAACCUGAGUCUCAGAUUCACAUUGAUGUAUCUUUCGAAAGAAUCAAUGGGCUAGAAGCGGCUAAGGUAAUCCGUGGUUGGCUAAACGAAACGGCUGGAUUGAGAGAACUCGUCCUUAUCGUUAAACAAUUCUUGUCCGCAAGGCGACUCAAUAACGUGCAUACCGGUGGCCUCGGAGGGUUUAGCAUCAUAUGCCUCGUGUACGCUUUCCUUCAACUGCAUCCACGAGUAUUAAGCGCGGACAUAAAUACGAAGGAAAAUCUUGGGAUCCUUUUGAUAGAUCUCUUUGAGCUUUAUGGCAAGAAUUUCGGAUAUGAUCAUGUGGCUGUAUCGGUACAAAGUGACGGAGCCUCUUACUUGUCAAAGGAUAAGUACCCCAGUUUACAGAAUCCAAGAACGUCAUUUUCUCUGGCAAUUCAGGAUCCUGGUGAUCCCGAUAACAAUAUAAGUCGUGGUUCCUUUAACAUCAGAGAUAUCAAAAAAGCAUUUGCAGGAGCAUUCGACCUGUUAACAAACAGAUGUUUCGAACUGGACACAGCUACGUUUAAGGAUAGAGUGGGCAAAAGCAUUCUCGGCAAUGUGAUAAAAUAUCGUGGAAAACAAAGAGAUUUCAAAGAUGAAAGAAGUCUAGUAAUUAACAAGGCAAUUGCUGAGAACGAGUUGUACCACCGAAAGCGCGGCAGGAUUGUUCAUAAUGAGGUUUACACAGAUGUUAGUGACGGAGAGAAAGAACAAGACAUAUAUGUAGUCGAGAAACCAGCAAAGAAGAAGCAGAAAAAGAGCAAACCAAGAGAUAAAGAACCGUCUAACGGUGAAAAAUCGAUCGGGUCUAGUAACGGGCUUAAACAUGCCAAAUCUAGCAGGCCCAAGAGCACCAAUUCUGGUAGCAAAAGUGUCGAACGAUUAAUGGGGCUGGACGCAACAGAUGAUGGGGAUGAUGACGGUUACGAUCCUUUGAAUGAAGUCCCCGCUACAAUGCUUGACGAUGAUUCAAAACCUGACAUAAGAAUGAAAUCUGUUGAUGCCCAGACGAGGCGAGACUACUGGCUCAGUAAAGGGCAGGCACUAUAA